GUUAAUUGUGCCAGUUCAAGACAUUUUUCAAUAUUGUUAAAAAAAUAUUGAAAACAAAGGACUUUAUGACAUAAUUAUUAAAACUUUUGUGGUUACUACAACAGCAAAUAUGGAAUUCCCUUCACUUGGCGAACAUUGCCAGAAUCCAAUAUGCAAUCAGGUAGACUUUCUGCCUCUUCAAUGCAAGUGUGGAAUGGUGUUUUGUCGAGUACACUUUAAUGAACACUGUGUUUCCGGAGACUGUGAGUUGGCGCCAAAGCCCCGUGAUAUUAAUUUACAAAGUGAUGAUCAAAUAUUUCGAUGUUCAGAAAGUGGUUGCAAAAAAGGCAAUCUGCACGAAAUGCUUUGUAAUAAAUGCAAGAAACAUUAUUGUAUUGAACAUAGAUUUCAUCCUUCUUGUCCUGAAAUUGAUGAUGAGACAAUGGCAGCUAAAAUAGAACAGCUUGAAGCUCCGAGGAGACAGUUUCACGAAGCUAAUAAACACCUUCAAGAUAAGAUAACAGAAAAUAUUAGGAAAGCGCUGCAAUCAUCGGCAAAAGUGAAAACUGCAUCAAAAAUUCACUUGAUGAGAAUUAAACAGAAAGCACUCGGUCUGAAAUCGAUAUCAAUUGCAGAUAGAGUUUAUUUUGCUGUUAAAAAACCAGUGAACUAUCAUGCUAAAAAUGUUAAAAUUAUUUCAGACAUAGAUAAUAUAACACAAAUUGAAUCUGUUACAUUAGAUCCAGAUUUAAAAGAUACAGUACCUGUAUUUAUAUCAUCAAAAUGGAGCCUUGGACGAGCUAUAGAUUCUAUUUGUGAUAGCUGUAACGUUAAAAAUGAAAAUAACAAAAUGAGUGAUACGAAAUUAAGGUUGUUCAGACAGUUAGACGGUUAUUGUAUAAGUCCUUUGAAAAUGGAUGUAAAUGUCUCCGAAUUGUUAAGUACGGAGGUUUUGUUAGAAGGUGAUAAGUUGGUGAUUGAAUAUAUUGACAGUAAUGUGAUUAGUAGUUUAAGUGAUACAGCACACAUAUUUUUAAUAUGAUUUUUGUUAAUAUUAUUAA
Nymphalis io (European peacock) is the source of this 1040-nucleotide messenger RNA. Its product is annotated as AN1-type zinc finger protein 1-like. NCBI's taxonomy places the organism in Eukaryota, Metazoa, Arthropoda, Insecta, Lepidoptera, Nymphalidae. Gene Ontology annotation, cellular component: cytoplasm. The record is from RefSeq and is a predicted model, not a curated record. The coding region runs from base 110 to 1021 and encodes 303 amino acids. The transcript is spliced from 3 exons.